GGGGUGGAGGCCUCCCAGUUAUUAUCUUGCUUCCCCAGCAAGCAGUCUGAGGAGGGCUCCAAACUCCUGAACCAGCAAGGGAAGUCGUCUCUCCAGGUUCCUGGUCCCCACAGACAGCUCUGGAUCUGCUUCUCUUUGUUGAACUCUGGGUAAAGACUCCUUCAACUACCAGAAGGUCUCUGCCUCAAGCAGACGAUGUUUGGUGAAGUGUGGCAUUUUUGGUGCAUUCUGCAGUAGCCUUGUUGCCAAAGGAGUCAGCUUUGGACCUUUUCAAGGUAAAGCGGUCAAUGCCAGUGAAGUCAAGACCUAUGGAGACAAUUUCUCUGAUGUGCGAGACUGUCAAAGAUGGUCAUUUGAGCCACUUUAUAGAUGGAAAAGGAGGUGCAGGGAACUAGAUGUCCUCUGUCAACUGUGCCUGUUUCCCCAAGGAGCAGAGCCUGGUUGCAAUGUCGAAGGCAGAUACCUUAUGAGAGCUGCAAGGAUAUCUGCCAGAACCAAGAGUUCCUUGUGUGGUAUGGAGACUGCUAUGGAAAGUUUUUGGACAUUCCCCUGAGCCUUUCGCUCACAGAACAGAGGAAGCAGGUGCCUGGGCCCUCUGAAGAGUCUGCAGAAGGCUACAGGUGUGAAAGAUGUGGAAAAGUAUUUACCUACAAAUAUUACAGAGAUAAGCACCUCAAGCACACCCCUUGUGUGGACAAGGGUGAUAGGAAAUUUCCCUGCUCUGUCUGCAAACGAUCCUUUGAGAAGUGGGACCAGCUCCGGAUCCCUGUCCUGCACGUUCACGAGAAGCACCAGCCUCACAAGUGUUCUACAUGUGGGAAAUGCUUCUCUCAGUCUUCCAGCCUAAACAAACACACGAGAAUCCACUCUGGAGACAGACCAUCCCAGUGUGCAUAUUGCACAAAGAGGUUCACUGCCUCUAACAUCCUCUGCACAUAUAUCAGGCAACGCUCGGGAAAAGCCCUUCAAAUGCAAGCACUCUGGUAAAUCUUUCGCAUCCCACGCUGCCCAUGACAGCCACGUCCGUCACUCAACGCGAGGAGGAUGAUGGCUGCUUGGGCAGCAUCUGUGGAAAAUUCUUCCCGGAUCAAGAAGCCUUCUACUCCCACACGAAGCUUCAUGAAGGCUACUAGCCCUCAGAGAGUAUGGGGACAAUGUAAAAACUAAAAGCUAGGAUUCUGUCUUUGUUUUCCUUGCUUAUGGGUGUGUCGUACAGACAGAUGAUAGUUAUACUAAGAUGAGAAACAGAAAAAUGGAACCGGCCAAAAAGCUGAGUUUAACUGAUUUCACCAGCUUUCACAGAAAUAUUAUUCACAAUUAAAAAAAAAUUUAAUGUUUGUUUAUUU
Prionailurus viverrinus (fishing cat) is the source of this 1346-nucleotide messenger RNA. RefSeq names its product PR domain zinc finger protein 14-like. Gene Ontology annotation, molecular function: RNA polymerase II transcription regulatory region sequence-specific DNA binding. Lineage: Eukaryota; Metazoa; Chordata; Mammalia; Carnivora; Felidae. Gene Ontology annotation, biological process: regulation of transcription by RNA polymerase II. Gene Ontology annotation, cellular component: nucleus. The coding region runs from base 370 to 987 and encodes 205 amino acids. The transcript has a single exon. The record is from RefSeq and is a predicted model, not a curated record.